Messenger RNA from Lactuca saligna, 925 nucleotides. The record is from the annotation of a GenBank genome assembly. Lineage: Eukaryota; Viridiplantae; Streptophyta; Magnoliopsida; Asterales; Asteraceae.
AUGAAAACCUCCGAUGGUGAUUUCAAUGACAAAAUAGUGGAGGUCAGUAUGAAGCUUCAAAGAGUAGAUAUCAGAGAUCGAGAUGUAGUCGGUGAGAAAUAUUUGCAAGGAUUUUAUUGGACAAAAGAAAGCUCUCUCUCGCUCUCUCGCUCGAUUUCUCAGGCGAUUUUCUUCUCGCCGGCGCCACCACUUCGACCAGGUGAUUUCAUCGCCGGUCUACCCUCUCACUUCCGGCGAACGGUGGUCCGGCGUUCUCUACUUCUUCAACAGGGGAGAUUUUGCAUGACCAAAGAGCAAAUGGAUGCAUCCGGUGAUGAUGAUGUAAAGGUAGUACUACUGGACUUAAGCCAUGAUGACUCCUUGUCCAAAGCUGGUUUUGCACAUGAGGUGGUUAAAUGUAUCCAAGAAUUACGUGAAAUAUCUGAACUUGAACCCACCUACCCAGUGGAGGUCUACUUCAAGUCCUUGGAUGAUGACACGUCAGCAUCUGUCCAAAUUUUAAAGUCUCAGGAAGCAUACAUCAAAGAGGCGAUAUGUUCUCCUUUACUAGACUCUACCUUCAUUCCCGAACAUGCUGUAGUGAUUGCUGAGAAAACGUAUCGCAACAUUUCAAAUUGUGAUUUUGAGAUCACUUUGACAAGACAAACAUUAACAUUUUACGAUAAAGCAAUCCUUGAUUUAUAUUCAGGAAAUGCGAAAUAUGCAAAUGCAUUGAAGGUGUAUUUGUUGUCCAGGGACCACUUCAAUCUCAAAACAGAAUUUCUUGUGGGAAUUAAUCAGAUUAAAGUGGAUUGCAUUGAAGGUCUGCCUGAUGUUGAUGUUGUGUUGGGAGAGCACGUGUUCUUAACAGUUGGGGAUUAUUACUCCCAAACCACCAACAACAAAUCUUGACCAUAAGUUCUUUUGAUUAAAAAAAAUGUUGAUU